Molecule: messenger RNA, 278 nt
Organism: Merops nubicus (carmine bee-eater)
Lineage: Eukaryota; Metazoa; Chordata; Aves; Coraciiformes; Meropidae
Product: complement C3-like
Exons: 2
Molecular function (GO): protein binding
Source: RefSeq, a predicted model, not a curated record
GCACCGACGAGGUCCCAGCAGGAAGCAACAGAACCUUCGUGAGCCACCAGCAGUGCCGGGACGCCCUGAGGCUGCAGGUGGGGCAGGACUACCUGCUCUGGGGCAUGGCCAGCGACCUGUGGGCCACCGGCAGCAGCUUCUCCUACCUCAUCAGCAAGGACACGUGGCUGGAGGCCUGGCCCUCGGAGGAGGCGUGCCAGCAGCCCGACCUCCAGGCCCGCUGCCAGGACUUCGUCAUGUUCGCCGAGUCCUUGACCAUGUUCGGGUGCCCGUCCUGA